Molecule: messenger RNA, 1203 nt
Organism: Parnassius apollo (apollo)
Lineage: Eukaryota; Metazoa; Arthropoda; Insecta; Lepidoptera; Papilionidae
Source: the annotation of a GenBank genome assembly
AUGAAUAGAGAGAAAAGAGAACCCGAAUAUCCCGCUGAACUUGAAUCGCAAUUUGUACUCAGACUUCCUGAAGAGCCAGCAAAGUUACUCAGAGAGGUGCUCAAGUCAGGGGAAAAUCUCAAAAAUCGUUUGACUAUUCAGAUAGAAAACGAUAUGAGACAUGGUGAGGUGCGAUUUGAUCACUGGUUGAUGCAUGCGAAGAUAGUCGAUUUACCCACCAUUAUUGAAUCGCUAAAGACAAUUGAUAACAAAAGUUUCUAUAAGACUGCAGAUAUUUGUCAAAUGAUGAUAUGUAAAGACGAACCUGAUACCCCGUGCAUAGAAGAAGAGACCCCACCAAAGAAUAAGAAAAAGGACCCCUAUAAAGUGGACAAAAAGUUUUUAUGGCCCCACGGUAUUACUCCACCUACAAAGAAUGUUCGUAAAAGACGUUUCCGAAAAACUUUGAAGAAAAAGUAUGUGGAAGCUCCAGAAAUAGAAAAGGAAGUGAAGAGACUCCUGCGAGCAGAUAAUGAAGCUGUUAGUGUGACAUGGGAAGUAAUCAAAGAGGAAGAUGACUAUCCUAAGCCUGAACCUGUCUCAUCUUCUCAUUCAAAACCUGAUCGCAAGCCCAAAGUUGAGCGAAGUUCUAAACGAGAAUCCACAACAUCUGAUGCUACGAAUCCAGAAUCUUCUAAUGUUGUUGAUAUAUUUGGAGGAGCUGUAAGUGACAGUGAUGAUGAAAAUAUUAAUGUUGAGAUGGAAGAUAGCCGAUUAUCUGCAUAUGAUAGUCGUUUGUCUGAUACAAAUUCAAUGCAUGGUAUAGGAGACAUGCAUUCAAAGAGAGAUUUCCCAAUUCAGUUUGAGUCACGAAUGUUCCAAGGGGGACAAAGCUCUAAGAGGUCAGCGAGCCACAGUCGCGCCACUACUCCUGCAGUGUCUGUCGUAUCUAAAAGUGGAGGUAUGUCUUCAGAAGAUGAUGGUGAUUAUCAAUCACGGGAUAUGUCUAAAGAUAACAUGCAAUUCAGAAUAGAGCAAUUAAAAACGGAACUGGAGGAACUAAAGCAACGCCGACAAAGAACUCAGCAUGAAAUUGCAGGAAUGGAGAAUUUGGCUUUAAGACAGAGAUUCCAAGAUAUUUUACACACCUUAAAUCAAGAUAUAAUGUACAAAGAAAUGGAAUACCAAGGCUUACUAACUCUUCAGAACUCUGAAGAUAUUUAA